AUGAAUCAAGAGUCACAAAAUGGUUCUUCGGAACAAAAAUAUAUUCGACCUGCUUACAACGAAAUGACGAGCAAAGAUUAUUACUUCGAUUCUUAUGCUCAUUUUGGUAUUCACGAGGAAAUGCUGAAAGAUGAAGUGAGGACAGUUACCUAUAGAAAUGCCAUUUAUCAUAACAAGCAUUUGUUCAAAGAUAAAAUUGUGAUGGAUGUUGGAUCUGGUACUGGCAUUCUUUCGAUGUUCGCUGCUAGAGCAGGUGCUAAAAAAGUGAUUGCAGUUGAAUUUUCAAAUAUGGCAACUCAGUCGAAGCAAAUUGUCAAAGAUAACAAUUUGGACCACAUAAUUGAAGUUGUCCAUUGCAAAGUGGAAGAUAUCACUGAAUUACCUGAUGGAAUAGAACAGGUGGAUGUGAUUAUUUCCGAAUGGAUGGGUUACUGCUUAUUCUAUGAAUCAAUGUUGAAUACCGUGAUCUUCGCCAGAGACAAAUGGUUGAAAUCGUGCGGAGCGAUGUUCCCGGACAGGGCUAGACUGUAUCUCUGUGCUAUUGAAGAUCGCCAAUAUAAAGAUGACAAAAUCAACUGGUGGGAUAAUGUAUAUGGUUUCAAUAUGUCAAGUAUCAGAAGAGUUGCCAUAACUGAGCCAUUGGUAGAUGUUGUUGAUCAAGGACAGGUGGUCACCAACAAUUGUCUCAUCCGUGAUAUAGACUUAUAUACAGUCAAGGUGGAGGAUCUUUCGUGGUCACAAGAGUAUUCUUUGCGUAUCGUACGUAACGACUAUGUACAGGCUCUUGUGACUUUCUUCACUGUGGAAUUCACGAAAUGCCAUAAACGAACAGGUUUUUCAACAAGCCCAGAGUCACAAUACACUCAUUGGAAGCAAACCGUAUUUUACCUUCAGGAAGCACUGACGUGCAAAAAAGAUGAAGAAAUAACUGGAUGUUUCUCAGUUACGCCUAAUGCUCGUAACGAACGGGAUUUGGAUUUCAAAAUUUCGGUGAAUUUUCAUGGGGAAGUUUGCGAUGUAGUUGAGGAAAAUGUUUACACAAUGCAUUGA
Messenger RNA from Dracunculus medinensis (Guinea worm), 1050 nucleotides. NCBI's taxonomy places the organism in Eukaryota, Metazoa, Nematoda, Chromadorea, Rhabditida, Dracunculidae. The record is from the annotation of a GenBank genome assembly.